Molecule: messenger RNA, 2718 nt
Organism: Acytostelium subglobosum LB1
Lineage: Eukaryota; Evosea; Eumycetozoa; Acytosteliales; Acytosteliaceae
Exons: 2
Coding region: 1-2718 (905 amino acids)
Biological process (GO): proteolysis
Molecular function (GO): serine-type peptidase activity
Source: RefSeq, a predicted model, not a curated record
AUGGGAUCAUUAACAUUGAUAUCCCUAUCAUUACUGGUACUGACAUUGUCAAGUAUCAUAUCGGCAACAAACAAACAACAAGCCACUACAACAACAAAGGUGCAGUUUGAUACAUCACUGCCCACACAGUUCAAUAUCAUUGGACCAUUCGCAAUUGGUGAGCGUGAGGAAUGCUACGACACGCUUGAGGCAUAUGGUGGAAUUUGGAACAUACCAAUAGGUGACUCGACACUGUAUCCAUCAGAGCUUGGCAACAAUGGUCGUGUUGGUUGGAUCACAUACCAGGCCACCACUGCUGGCGUCGUGUCUUUGGAUUGGUCACAGACCAUCUCUUGGGACUUCUUACAAUCUGUAUGGGGAUGGAACAUUUGGCUGUGGUAUGGUUAUGCCAUCGGAGAGAUGCAGGUGUCGGCGCAGGGCACCUACAUGGUCAGCUGCUCGGGCGCCAGAGAUUACUUCAUUCGUGACACGGUCACCGGAGUGAUACUGGAGUUUGUCGGUGACUACUAUGGAUAUGGCACUGGUGCACAGACAUUUACUCUGCCACGCGCAGGUACCUACCAGUUUGUCGUGAGAAUGUUCAGCUCCGUGCGUCUGAACCAAUCACCAUUGGGAUCAUUCAGUUGCAGUCUGCAGGCAGUGCAGCCUUCGAUCAGCUUCAUCACUGGCGACUCACUCAUGCCAGACAUUGUUGAUGGCAAUCUGGCCAGUCCAUACGCCACUGUCACUGUGAUCAACACGGGCUCCACCGUGCUCACUGACUUGACAGCCAUAGUCCGCCUGCCAACACACCUUCAGGCCACGGCCACCACCACACAGGUGCUACCAUCACUCCAGGCCUAUCCAAGCCAAAAGGUUGCCAUUCCAGUGGCGAUCUCUGUGGAGAGUUUGAUCCCUGUCGAGCAGUGUCCACUGACUGCCAACGUCGAUGUGCUCAGUGGCAACAACAUCAUUGGCUCCACCUCGGUCACAUUCAACUGCACCACCUUCCCAAACCCAUAUCUCUACACCUUCGUUGACUAUGACAACACUGUACAGUACGCUGUCACCAACCCACCAAGCAACUGCAAUGGCCAGAUGUGCGGUGUGAUGCUGGCUACGCACGGUGCCGGUGUGGAGGCAAGCUCACAGUUCUGGAUGGACGCUCUGCCCCGCCAGACCAAUCUCUUCAUCGUCUACCCAACUGGACGUCGUUCAUGGGGCUAUGACUGGGAGUCGGCCAGUCGCCUCAACGUCUUUUCUGCAAUCAACUACCUUGCUCAACAUCUACCAGGUAUCCCUGCACACAGCAAAGAUGAGUACCUCGUCGACCCCACCAAGAUUCUCUUUGUUGGACAUAGCAUGGGUGGUCAUGGUUGUUGGUCGUUGCUCUCUCAUUUUGGUGACCUGGCAAUGGGUGGCGCAUGCGCUGCCGGUUUUGUCAAGCUCCAAUUCUACGUGUUUAUGAACACCAAGCCAGGCUACUCCUACGUCGACCCAGUGCUGCAAGGUAUUCUAAUGGCGUCGAUCGCAGAGAACGACAAUGACAUGUACACAACCAAUUUGGCCGGCUUGCCAUUGAUGGCACGCUAUGGACAGAACGACACCAACGUCAACCCAUGGCACUCAAGACGUAUGGCGAGAAUGACUGCCGAGGCCAACGGAAACGCAUCGUCAAUCAUUAUCAGUGAGGUGCCCAACGAAGGUCAUUGGUUCGACGGUAUCCUUGGUGACAACUACAUGCAACAGUUCUAUAACUCAAUCAUUGGCGGCGCCAGCCUCACCCAUCCACCCAUCCCCAAGACCAUCACGAUCACCUCCAACAACCCUUCGUCGAGUGGACAGAGAGCCAACCUCGUGAUCAUGCAACUAACCACUCCAUUCCGUGUCGGUAGGAUUCAGCUGACACAAGUACCACAGUCUUCGGGUGGCAUGCUCUGGAUUGUAGCCACUCAGAACGUUCGUCGUUUCGGACUCUCUAGCACACCAUUGCGUGACGUCAUGCCCACUCAGAUCAUGGUGGACGGUCAAAUGUUUGAUGCUGCCUAUCUCCCCAGCCACUUCCUGGCACCGGACAAGUACGGUGUCUACUGGAACAUCACGGACGACAUCACUUGGCCACAGACCGAGCGUUCAGCUCCAACCUACGGCCCAAUGAGACAGAUCUUUGAGAAGCAGUUCACGAUCGUCGUGGGCACUAACGUUACGGCCGAGGACCAAUUGAUACUCAACUGGGCAGCGGUCUUUAUCACCAGCUUCUGGAACACGUAUGGACGAGGCUCGGCACAGAUCAUCACAGACUCCCAAUUCGUUCCGUCCACCAACUGCUCAUCACCGAUGGACAACAGCUUCAUCCUCCUGGGAGGUCCCUCGCAGAAUGCCAUCACCAACAAGUUCUCAUCCCAGAUUCCAGUGCAGUACAACAGUGACACAUCAUUCUCUGUGGGUCCUGCCGAGUAUGCCGAUCCAGACCAGGGUGUGGCAACGUUGGCACCCAAUCAGUGUGGCACUGGUCUACUGUUGGUGGUCAGUGGCAACAGUAUGACAGGAUUCGUCAAGGCGAUUAAGACAAUUCCGCAACGCAGUGGAGUGGUCGUUCCAGACUACAUGGUUGUUGGCAGUGAGUGGGGAUACAAGGGUGCCGGAGGCAUCGUAGCAGCAGGAUUCUGGUCCAAUCAAUGGCAAUUCAGCACCGACUCAUCGUACCAAGCACUUAACUUUAACUCUAAUUGGCAAUAG